GGGUAGUUUAAUUACCUGCAGCUGGUGUGGCUUUAUUUCCAGCAGCUUCGAGGCUUAGUCUGUUUCAAACUUGUCUAAGAAUGGCCCGUAACCUGCCACGGAUCGUGUUUUACUGGACCCUAGCUUUCUACUCCGUUUCCACUCUCACUGAAGACCGGCUGACCGACAGCCGAAGCUCCGGCGCUGCAAACCUCCAAACUCGGCUCAGGAUGCGCGGAGAAGUCCCCCAGCCUCGGUUGUCUGCGACGAUCCACCAGGAGAGCAGCGUGGAGCACGGCGGUCACACCCGAGCCGUCCUGGUAAAGUGCCAUCCGGAUUCAAUGGAGGUUGUGGUGCAGGCUGACCUGUUUGAGACGGGCCUGGAGGUAGACGGGGGUCACCUGAGACUGGGCUCGGACUCUCCAGGUCAGGGGACGCAGUGUGGUGCGUUCCAAUCAGGAGAAGGGGAGUUCACCAUCCUGGUCGGCCUGACAGAGUGUGGAACCAAACUCUCUUCAACAGAAGAGAAGAUUAUCUAUUCCAAUGUUCUGAUUCACUCACCUGAACUUUCACCUGCUGGGCUCUUUAGACUGGAUGAAGCUGCUAUUCCUGUUGAAUGCCAUUAUGAAAAGAGGUAUUCGGUGGAUGGCAUCUCUUUACUUCCUGCUUGGAUUCCUUACAUCACCACAGCCUCUGAGGAAAACCAAAUAGACUUCGAUAUACGAAUCAUGAAUGAUGACUGGCAGCAUGAAAGGGGAUCUCAUCUGUUCUUUCUGGGAGAUGUCAUCAACUUUGAAGUCUCUGUUGUUAACUCAAACCACAUACCCCUCAGAGUUUAUGUUGACCAUUGUGUUGCCACGGCAACUCCUGACAUGGAUGCAGAAUUGAGAUAUGACUUUAUAGAGCAUAAUGGAUGCCUCGCUGAUGCUUACCUGACAAACUCCAACUCGCUUUUCUUGCCACGAGUUGAGAACAAGCUGAGGUUCCAGCUGAAUGCCUUCCGGUUCUACCAAGAACCCAAUGACCAGGUCUUUAUAACCUGCUUUGUGAAAGCUGUUCCAGUUACGUCGGAAGUGAAUUCUCAAAACCGGGCCUGCUCUUUUAUCGGCCAAAGAUGGCUAUCAGUAGAUGGAAGCAACCAGGUUUGUAGAAGCUGCGACAUCUCCCAGCGGUUUGAAGAACCUCAAGCUACAGAACCACCAAAAGUUACCCAAACUUGGCCCACCAUGACUUCGCAAGGGAGUUUAGUCCCGAAUAAAGCUCAACAUCCUUUAGCCACUUACUUCCAUGUCCGCCCAGGGAGCAAAAAUAGCCAGUUUGGAAGACCUCAACAACCCUCUAAGUUGAGGAAAAGAAAAGCAGACAGCAAAGAACAGAAAACCGUCCUCCUGAGACCCCUUACUGUUCUGCCAUCCCGCAGCACAAAACGUUUGAAGCGUAAAGGCAUGCUUUCUCAGAAGACCUGGAACAUCUAAGACUCAACACCUUACUGCAGAGAGCUGAUUACAUGUUUUCACUGCUGUAAUUAAACAGGGUAAACAAGCCAAUAUAAAUGCUAAUUUGUUUCAUCACCAAAGCCUUGUAACUAGUCAGUUCUCACCUUUUUCAACAAGCUCUCAAAAAUGAGAAAUACAAUUUGUGUAGUUUGGAAUAGUGACGUCUGUACGGAUGUAGCAUUUUUCUCAAGUAAAUAUUUUACACUAUA
Messenger RNA from Nothobranchius furzeri (turquoise killifish), 1684 nucleotides. RefSeq names its product zona pellucida sperm-binding protein 3. Lineage: Eukaryota; Metazoa; Chordata; Actinopteri; Cyprinodontiformes; Nothobranchiidae. The record is from RefSeq and is a predicted model, not a curated record.